AUGGCUUCUCUUCCACCCCCCACAGGCACAGGUGCGGUCCCAAAAAUCGAGGACAAAAAAGAAAAGAAAAUCAGAAAAUCGUUAGUUCCGGAAACUAAGAUCAUGCAACUCCAGCUCCAAAAAUUCGAACAGAAGAUCAAGGAGCAAGACAUGGAAAUUGCUGCCCAAUGGCAAGAAUUGACCAAGUUGAUGAUAAUGAACCAAGAGCUAACACUUAGGCUAGAAAACCAAAUAGCGCGCCAACUAGUUGCUCAACAGGAGCCCUCUCCAGCCAAUUAUGAAUUACCGAAUUCCCAGACCGCCGAAGAAGACCUGAUGAUGGAUGUCGCUGGCCAUCAAGGCCUCAAGAGGCUAAGGUCACUCUCAGAAACCGAAAAGGACACCCCAACCAACCCCCCCAUGGGCAUCCCCGAGCAGACAGCUGGACCUUCUCAGCCCACUGAGAAGAAAACAGCAAAAAGUGCUAUCCCCCCGAUAGUACUGAAAACGUCGUCGGAAUGGACCCUAGUCCAAAGAAAAUUGGCCUCGAAAGGGGUUAAAGUGGACACUGGAAAACUGACUAAAGGCGGAGUCAAAAUCCAGACAAAAACGGUGGAAGAAUACCGGUCAGCCACCAAAAUCCUGGAAGAAGAAAAACACGAGUUCCACACUUACUCGCUGCCCGAUGACAAACCGCACUACGCGGUUAUGAGAGGCAUCGAUAUCAGUGUGAAACCACUGGACAUAAAAGAAGACCUGGAGUCCAAAGGGCUAAUCAUCCUGGCAGUGCACAGGAUGAAAUCCGUGAGGACGAAGAAAGAAAUCCCAUUGGUACUAGUCCAAGUACCAAAGUCAGACCCCAGAAUUUGGAAAGUGAGCGACAGUUGUGGAUACUCCGUGAAAAUGGAAAUUCAGAACCCCCCACCCAAGAAGGUAGCCCAAUGCCACAGAUGCCAGCAAUUUGGUCACGGACAGACCAACUGCAGGCGUGAGUACAGAUGCGUGAAGUGCGGCGAACCCCACCCCACCCCAACAUGCCCAAAACCAAGGCACACCGACGCCACGUGUGCCAACUGCAAAGGCAAACAUCCAGCCAACGUCAGAGGAUGCCCCAAAACCCCGAAACUGCCAACCACAGCAGCAAAACCCACCACCAAACCAGCCCCAAAACCAAGGACUCGACAGGCAACUGCAGCAUCCACCACAAUCCCAGGUAGGACGUAUGCUAAUGCAACUACUUCCACAGCGCAGGUGAAGAAGAUACCUUCUCCCCUAGCUCAACCCAUCCCCCUAGAGUAUUGUAGAUCAUAUCCUGAAGAAGACAUCACUAUGUGGGAUUCAGUAAGCGAAGAUAAAACAUCAGGAAGCGAGUAUUGUGCUUCAUCAAGUUACGACUCUGAUGAGGUCAGCAAACAGUACAACAAAACAUCGAAAAGAAAAAUAACAAACGAAAUUAGAAAGAAAACGUUAGGCAGAAAUAGCAGACCACAUUCGAAUGACGUAAUAAGGAUUCAAAAUAUUACAAUCGACAAUAAAAAUGAGAAAAUUAUAGAAAGUGAGCAAACACCAUCUGAUGCAGCUAAUCAGCUAGGGGUUGGAACAAAUGAAGAGAAUGUUUACGAUGUUGAAGAUAAAAACUACCUAAUUCAGAAGAAGAUGAAGAAGAUAAAGAUUUUAACGAAAAGAGAGAUAAAAAGCUUCUCUGGUGCGAGUGACACCGUUAUUGAAACUAAAGCAGGAUCAUCCAUUAGAGGAGCAGCAAAAGCGAAUAGAAUACCUGAAAAAACUCUACGCCAUCGUUUGGAAUCAAAUAAUCUCGUCAAGGGAAAACUAGGAUCACCACCAGUCCUUGGCUGGGAUGCAGAGAAAAAAAUCGUUGUACACGUGAAGAGACUGCAAAAGGCUGGAUAUGCCCCAACAAAAACUGCUCUGCGCAAGAUGGCGUAUAAUUUGGCAGAGAGAAUGGGCAAACUCCCAUUCACACAUAUCUGUGGAAAAAAUCGUACUGCAGGCAAGGGGUGA
Molecule: messenger RNA, 2001 nt
Organism: Phaedon cochleariae (mustard beetle)
Lineage: Eukaryota; Metazoa; Arthropoda; Insecta; Coleoptera; Chrysomelidae
Source: the annotation of a GenBank genome assembly